Messenger RNA from Brachypodium distachyon (stiff brome), 1192 nucleotides. RefSeq lists its product as uncharacterized. The transcript has 3 exons. NCBI's taxonomy places the organism in Eukaryota, Viridiplantae, Streptophyta, Magnoliopsida, Poales, Poaceae. The record is from RefSeq and is a predicted model, not a curated record. The coding region runs from base 258 to 842 and encodes 194 amino acids.
GCAGUCGAUCUGCAGCUGAGCCGAGUCCAGAAAACCAAAAACUCCUCGUCAUCGCCUCUCCGGCCCUCCGCUCCCUUUUGCAUUCCCCCCUCAACACAUUUAACGCCACCACCUCCUCAAAACGGCAACUGCGUGACCUCCGGAGCCUCCCAACACCACUAGCUCCUUCUUUCCCUCCUCUCCCAACAAGGAGCUCGCGCCAUCACCGCCGCCGCCGCGGCCACUGGUGGAAGCGAGGUGGCAGCAGGGGAGGCGCGAUGGGCAACUGCCAGGCGGCGGAGGCGGCGGAGGUCGUCAUCCAGCACCCCGGCGGCAAGGCGGAGCGGCUCUACUGGCCCACCACCGCCGCCGACGUCAUGCGGACCAACCCCGGCCACUACGUCGCGCUCGUCAUCCUCCGCCUCUCCCCCGCCGAUAAGGCCGCCGCCGCCGGGGACGAGGCGGCGGCCGCGGCCGUCGUCGGGGCGGGAGGCGCCGCCAAGAUCACCCGGGUCAAGCUCCUCAAGCCCAAGGACACGCUCCACCUCGGCCAGGUCUACCGCCUCAUCACCGCGCAAGAGGUGACCAAGGCGCUGCGGGCGAGGAAGAACGACAAGGCGCGGCGGUGCGAGGCCAUCAGGCAGCAGCACGAGCAGCUCCGGCGCGGCGACGGGGGCGCGGAGCAGGGAGCCUGUGAGCAGGAUGCGAAGCGGGACAAGGACCGGCACCGGAGCUCCGGCGGAGCGCAGCCGGCCGGGGCCGGGAGAGGCCGGCACUGGCGGCCGUCCCUGCAGAGCAUAUCCGAAGCCGCAGGCCAGAGCAGCAGCAGCAGCAACAGCAUCUCUGAAUCCACUACGAGCUAAUUGCCGUUCUCCUUUCUUUUUCUUCUUAGUAGUAUAAAAAGUGCUUGGAGUUGGACCUACCAGAGAAAAAACUUGUAAAAAUCAGAGUGCCAGAGCAGCAGCAGCAAUAGGGAAAGCUUGUUUCAUCUCUCGUGUAAUUGCCAUGGUGAAACCGAGUGUUUUCAAUGGAGUGGCUUGCAACUUUGCAAAUUCUAUGGCCCUGUUUGGAACACAUGAAUUCCCGGGUAUUUCGCCAAUUCCUCACGCCUGUUUCCAGUGGAACGAGUAGCUUGUUCAUGAGCAGAAAGGAAGCUUUUACCUGUAAUAAUCACUUGGCAAACACAAGAUUUCCGGAAAAAAAUAUUCCGCAA